AUGGACACGAGUUGGAUGUCUUUAUCAAGAGCUACCACCCAAUACGAAAAAGGUCUAGAUGAAUUUCUCGAUUAUAUUUUUUCAAUAGAUAGUAAAAAUGGUCAGAUUUUGUGUCCAUGUAUUGAUUGUUGUAAUCAAGUAUGGGUUGAUCGGGAGCAGGCUAAAAUGCAUCUGAUAUGUGUCGGGUUUAUCAAAGGCUAUAAAAUUGAACCUUUGAUUUCUGAACCAUGUGAUAGUCCUAUGUUGGAUGCCGAAGAUGACAUGCAAGGGUUGGUGCAUGAUGCCUUCCACGAGUUUGGUCAGAAUAGACACGAAAAUGAAAUAGGAACAGUAAAUGAAAGUAGGAGUAUGCCAAACACAGAAGCGAAGAAGAUUUUUAAAGUAUUGGAAGAUGCAAAGAAAGACCUAUAUCCUGGGUGUAAAAGGUUCUCCGUUCUUUCUAUUGUUGUUAGACUGUUCCAUAGUAAAUGUAUUGGGAACUGUAAUGACAAGGGCUUCAGCAUGAUGCUUGAUACUUUGAGGGAAGCCUUCCCUCAUGCUUCUAUACCGAAGUCAUUGUAUGAACUAAGAAAGAUAAUAAGAGAUUUGGGACUUACUUAUGAGAAAAUUGAUGCAUGUCCUAAUGAUUGUAUGUUGUACUGGAAUAAAAACAAAAACAAGGCAAAAUGUGAUACAUGCCAUAUGUCAAGGUAUAAAGCAAAUGAAAAUGAUUCUGAAGAUGAGUCAGUGUCGACCACAUCUAAUACAGAUAAAAAGAUUGGAGCAAAGGUUUUGCGUUACUUUCCCCUCAUCCCACGGUUGCAAAGGUUGUUUAUGUCAUCUAAAACUGCUGCCUCCAUGAGAUGGCAUGAUGAAAGUCGCACGAAAGAUGGUUACUUGAGGCAUCCCGCAGAUUCCCCAGCUUGGAAAACGUUUGAUUUUGAGUAUCCUGAAUUUGCUAAAGAAUCUCGUAAUGUCAGGCUUGGUUUAGCGAGUGACGGGUUCAACCCUUUUAGAACAAUGAGUGUUUCUCAUAGUACAUGGCCUGUUGUUCUGAUGCCAUAUAAUCUACCUCCUUGGAUGUGCAUGAAACAACCGUAUUUCAUUCUCUCCUUCCUUAUACCUGGCCCAUCUGCCCCGGGAAAUAAUAUAGAUGUUUACAUGGAACCUUUAGUGGCUGAGCUAAAGGAGUUGUGGGAUAUUAAUGGAGUAGAGACAUAUGAUGCAUCAACUAAGAGUAACUUUCAUAUGUGUGCUUCUUUGUUAUCGACAAUAAGUGACUUUCCAGCUUAUGCAAAUCUAUUGGGAUGGAGCACCAAAGAGGAACUGGAGAGGCAACCACGCGGCUUAACCGAGUCAGAAGUGCUUGAAGAGUUAAAUGGUUUUGAAAUUAAAUUUGGAAAACUUGUGAAGGACAACCCAGAUCUACCAUUUAAUUGGAAAAAGAGAAAUGGAAAGACCAAGGAUCAUUUAAAAGCACGCCUUGAUUUACAAGCAAUGGGUAUAAGACCUGAACUUCAUCCUGAAUUUCACGAUAACAACAAAGUGUAUAUACCACCUGCUUGUUUCUCAAUGGACAAAAAAGAGAAGGAAAUCUUUUGUCAUGUGCUUCAAAGGGUAAAAGUUCCAGAUGGACAUGCAUCUAAUAUAUCAAGAUGUGUACAGUUAAAACCUCCAAAACUAUUUGGCCUUAAAAGUCAUGAUAAUCAUAUUUUGAUGCAAGAGUUGCUUCCUGUUGCCUUGCGGAAUGUGUUACCUAAGCACGUCCGCCAUCUUGUGAUGAAGCUAUGUCAUUACUUUAAACAACUAUGCUCAAAAGUUCUUAAUCCAAAUGAUUUGGUUCAAAUGGAAAAUGAGAUUGGAAAAAUCCUUUGUGAUUUAGAAAGGAUUUUUCCGCCAUCAUUUUUUGAUGUCAUGGUUCAUCUUUGA
Messenger RNA from Erigeron canadensis, 1908 nucleotides. RefSeq lists its product as uncharacterized. The transcript is spliced from 3 exons. NCBI's taxonomy places the organism in Eukaryota, Viridiplantae, Streptophyta, Magnoliopsida, Asterales, Asteraceae. The record is from RefSeq and is a predicted model, not a curated record. Bases 1 to 1908 code for a protein of 635 amino acids.